AUGGGUGAAGGUGGUGGGACACGAAUACUACUAUGGAUAUCAAUACUAACCCUGCUCUUCAUACAGAUCAAAGUUCAAGCCCAGAGUGGUGAAAAACCAACAAAGUCAGAGUAUGUUUCUCCACCUCUUCUACAGCGACAAAAAUCUUUCAACUCCCAAGGAGUGACAAUCAUUCCACCUUUUCAAAACACACUGAAAGUAAAGGCUGGCAACCCCUCUCACAAUGGCCGUGUGUGUAGCACAUGGGGUAACUUCCACUUCAAGACCUUUGAUGGGGACAUCUUUUAUUUCCCUGGGGUCUGCAACUACAUCUUUGCAUCCAACUGCAAGUCUCCCUACGAGGACUUCAACAUCCAGAUUAGGCGUGCAAUGGUGGAAAAUGCUACUGUGAUCACUCAUGUCAUCAUGAAGCUGGAAGGAAUAGUGAUCGAACUGACCCCCACCUCUGUCCUGCUCGAUGACAAAUUGGUCCAGAUGCCCUACAGCCAUAUGGGAGUCUUGAUAGAGAAAAGUAAUAACUAUUUGAAAGUUUCUGCCAAGUUGGGACUGACUUUCCUUUGGAAUGGACAUGAUGCCCUCCUGGUGGAACUAGAUAAGAAAUAUGCCAAUCAAACUUGUGGACUUUGUGGGGACUUCAAUGGAAUUCCAGUCAGCAAUGAAUUUAUUUCAGGGAAGACAAAACUGACGCCCAUACAGUUUGGUAACAGGCAGAAGAUGGAUGGACCCACAGAGCAGUGUGAUGAUCCUAUUCCUCCUACUACUCUGAUGAACUGCUCAAGAGAAUUUGCUUCUAUCUGUGAGACAGUAUUAACCAGCAAAGCAUUUACGAGUUGUAACAUGCUUGUGAACGUUCAGGACUACAUUGAAACUUGCAUACAAGACCUGUGCCACUGUGACAGCUCUAUGGCUGACUUCUGCAUGUGCAACACCUUUGCUGAGUACUCCCGGCAGUGUGCUCAUGCAGGUGGACAGCCCCUGAACUGGAGAACCUCAGACCUGUGCCCCAAAUCGUGUCCGUUCAACAUGCAAUACCAUGAGUGUGGCUCUCCCUGCUCCGACACGUGCAGCAACCCAGAACGAUCUGCUCUUUGUGAAGAUCACUGCACAGAUGGCUGUGUCUGUCCUCCAGGAAUGGUGUUUGAUGACGUUAAUGGUGCUGGCUGCAUUCCCCGCACAGAAUGCCACUGUACCUAUGAGGGUGAAACUUAUGCUCCUGGUGCUUCCUUCUCAUCUAAAUGCAGAUCAUGCACCUGUGUUGGAGGUGAAUGGUCUUGUGUCACUCAGUCGUGCCCUGGGACUUGCAGUGUUGAAGGAGGUUCCCACAUUUCAACAUUUGAUGAGAAAUACUAUUCCUUCUUUGGAGACUGUAGUUAUGUCCUAACCAAGCUCUGUGAUAGCAAUGAAUUCACGGUGUUGGGGGAUAUCCACAAGUGUGGCCUGACUGACACUGAGACAUGCCUCAAGGGUGUAGCCAUCAGCUUAAAUGGAGGACAAACGAACAUUGUGAUCCAGCCUUCUGGGAGUGUAUUUGUGAAUAUGAUCUACACACAGUUACCAUUCUCAGCAGCAAAUGUCACCAUCUUCAGGCCUUCAUCUUUCUUCAUAAUUCUGCAAACAACUUUUGGUCUUCAGCUACAGGUUCAACUUGUGCCUUCAAUGCAAGUUUAUAUAGACCUAGACCCAUCACAUAAAGGGCAGACCUGUGGUCUCUGUGGAAACUUCAAUGAUGUCCAGACAGAUGAUUUCAAAACCACCAGUGGUGUGAUAGAGGGCACUUCAGCUGCCUUUGGCAAUACUUGGAAAACUCGGGCUGAUUGUCCUGAUGCCAAAAAUACCUUUGAGGAUCCCUGUACUGUCAGCAUACAAAAUGACCAGUAUGCUCAGCACUGGUGUGGACAGCUCUCGGAUACCACGGGACCUUUUGCUGAAUGUCACUCAACAGUGAAUCCAGAAGUUUACCAGAAGACCUGUAUGUUUGACACGUGUAACUGUGAGAAGAGUGAGGACUGCAUGUGUGCUGCCCUUUCCAGCUACGUCAGAGCCUGUGCUGCAAAAGGAGUUCUUCUCACUGGAUGGAGGAGCAAAGCCUGCACAAAAUACACCACCUUGUGUCCGAAGUCCUUGACGUACACCUACAAUGUCAAUUCCUGUCAACCCACCUGCCGGUCUCUGAGUGAGCCUGAUGUCACAUGCAGCAUCAAGUUUGUCCCAGUUGAUGGCUGUACCUGCAUAAACGGAACCUACAUGGAUGACAGUGGCAAAUGUGUGCCUGCUUCUAGCUGUCCCUGUUACUACAAAGGAAUGCCUCUGUCUUCUGGAGAAGUUGUUCAUGAUAAUGGCGUUGUCUGCACUUGCACCUAUGGAAAGCUGAGCUGCAUUGGAGAAAAGCCUGAACCAGUCUGUGUGCCUCCCAUGGUUUAUGUUGACUGUGGCAAUGUCACUGCAAAUGUGGUAGGAGCAGGAUGCCAGAAGAGCUGUCAGACUCUAGACAUGGAAUGUUACAAAACUCACUGUGUCUCUGGCUGUGUAUGUCCUCAUGAUCAAGUGUUGGAUGGCAAAGGUGGCUGUAUAGCUCCAGAAGACUGUCCAUGUAUUCACAAUGGGAAUUCCUACAGUCCAGGAGAAUCAAUCAGAGUUGGCUGUAACAACUGCACAUGUAGAAACAGAAAAUGGCAAUGCUCUGAGGAACCCUGCCUGGAAACAUGUUCUGUUUAUGGAGAUGGGCAUUAUACCACCUUUGACGGCAAACGCUUUGACUUUGAAGGAGACUGUGAAUAUGUUCUGGUCCAGAACUACUGUGGUCAACAAGCUAUGAAUCAGGGAACCUUCAGAGUCAUCACUGAGAACAUACCAUGUGGCACUACAGGAACUACCUGCUCUAAGUCUAUUAAAGUUUUCUUGGGUAACUAUGAGCUGGUACUCAGUGAUGGACACUCAGAUGUCAUCCAGAGGACACCUGGAGGAAAAAUGCCAUUCCAAAUCCGUUCCAUGGGCAUCUACAUGGUGGUUGACACUACUGUUGGUCUGAUACUCAUGUGGGACAAGAAAACCAGUAUAUUCAUCAAACUUAGUCCCAGCUUUCAGGGCCAUGUGUGCGGACUUUGUGGAAACUAUGAUGGCAAUGGAAAUAAUGACUUCACUACUCGCAGUCAGUCUGUGGUAGGAAAUGUGCUGGAGUUUGCCAAUAGCUGGAAAGUGUCUUCUAGUUGCCCAAAUGCCAAUCGUACCCAGGAUCCAUGCUCUGCAAAUCCAUACAGGAAAGCCUGGGCACAGAAGCAAUGCAGCAUCAUUACCAGUGAAGUGUUUUCAAACUGUCACUCACAGGUUGAACCAAAUGAGUAUUACCAAGCCUGUGUGGAUGAUGCUUGUGCCUGUGACACUGGAGGAGACUGUGAAUGUUUCUGCACAGCAGUAGCUGCCUAUGCUCAAGCAUGUAAUGAGCUGGACAUCUGCAUAUCAUGGAGAACCCCAUCCAUUUGUCCUCUGUUCUGUGAUUACUAUAAUCCACAAGGGGAAUGUGAGUGGCACUACAAGCCAUGUGGAGCACCUUGUAUGAAGACCUGCAAUAAUCCAAGUGGGAAAUGUCUUCAUGAGAUGAGGGGUUUGGAAGGCUGCUAUCCACAAUGUCCCAAAAAUAAGCCCUAUUUUGAUGAGGAAACCAUGACCUGUGUUUCUAAUUGUGGUUGUUAUGAAGAUGGAAAAAAUUACAAACCAGGAAUGGAGAUGCCUUCAAAGCAGAAUUGUGAAUCAUGUGAAUGCACAAUUCAUGGCAAAAAAUGCAGAUAUGAUGAACAUGAAUGUGUCUGCAUUUAUGAGGGACAGAAAUACAACUACAACGAUGUGGUCUACAACACUACAGAUGGCACAGGAUGGUGUAUUGUUGCAACCUGUGGUCCCAAUGGAACGCUUCAAAGAUUUAUCCAUUACUGUCUCACCUCAACAACACCCACAACAGCAACGACAUUUCACUUCAGUUCUACACCACCUACCACUACUUCCACAGUGUCACCAACUACAUCAGUAUGUGUUCAUGAAGUCUGUACGUGGUCAGAAUGGUAUGAUGGGAGUCUACAGACCCCUGGCUAUGAUGGGGGAGAUUUUGAAACUUUUCAUGAUUUACAAGCAAAAGGAUACGAAGUCUGUAAAGCUCCAAGGGCUGUGGAAUGUAGAGCAGAAAAAUUCCCUGAUAUACCACUGAAAGACCUUGGCCAAAAAGUAGAAUGCAGUACAACGAAAGGGCUGAUAUGUUACAACAAGGAUCAAAUUUCAACAAUGUGCAACAACUAUGAAAUCAGAAUCCUCUGCUGUGUUUUUGUACCAUGCUCUUCCACAACGCCUCUGAGCACAUCAACCCAGGUCACAACUUCAGCUCUGACAGAAACAUCUACUGAAACAACGCAUUCAGUUACCACGGAACGUACAACAUUCACACCUUCAACUACUGAAGAAACAACAACCACAACUAAAAUGAUGACACCUGUCACCACAUCCCCUUCAACAAUUCCUCUCUGUUUCAAGGAAAAAUGUUACUGGUCAAGAUGGUAUGAUGUCAGUUAUCCAGGGUCAGGUUACAAUGAUGGAGAUUUUGACACCAUUCAGAACAUAAAAAACAAAGGAUACAAAGUUUGUGAAAAUAGAAAGGAUGUGGAAUGUAGAGCAGUACGGUUCCCUAAUACACCAUACCCUCUGCUAGAGCAACACAUAACGUGUAACACAGAAGAAGGGUUGAAAUGUUACAACAAAGAUCAACUGCCACCCAUCUGCUAUAAUUAUGAAUUAAGAUUUAAAUGCUGCAUAAAUAUAAGCGUACCAUGCGAAACAACCCCUGAAAGUGUUACUACAACAAUAGAACCAACUACACUUUGGUCAAGAACAACAUCCAAAAAAGGACCAACAACAAUAAGUUUACAAACAAAACACAGGACAACAACUGAAUACACCGUCCAACCGAAAACAGAUUACAUACAUACCAGAAUAACAUCAAAACCAACUACACAAAAAACUUACACAGGAGUAAUAAGCAGCACAUCACCAAAACCUACCACCACCUCCACCACCACCUGUCAACCCGAAGUGUGCGCCUGGAGCGAGUGGUUUGACGUUGACUUCCCCUCCUCGGGGCCCAACCAGGGAGACUUUGAAACGUACCAGCACAUCCGCGCCGCCGGCAAGCGAAUCUGCCGGCAGCCAAAGGAGAUCGAGUGCCGGGCGGAGGACUACCCCGACGUUGCCAUCCAGCAGGUGGGGCAGGUCGUGCAGUGCGACGUCCACUUUGGACUGGUGUGCAAGAACGAGGACCAGACGGGCAAAUUCAAGAUGUGCCUCAACUACAAGAUCCGCGUGCUCUGCUGCACCCCCAACUACAACUGCUCGUUCUCUACCCCUUUAACCACCACCAGGACAUCCACAAUUAUUACGCGAAGUGAAGCUGUCUUUACCUCAUCUCCACCUGUGGUUUCUACUACGCCGUGUUUCUGCAAGAUUGGUGAUGCUAUUUUUUCACCUGGUGAUUUGAUUUACAAUAGAAUGGAUAGUGAUGGAUGCAGAUUUUAUGCCAUUUGCAGCCCAACAUGUGUUAUUGAACGACACACUGUGAAUUGUAAUGUCUCUACUUCACCAGCCACUACUUCCUCUGAGUGGUCUACAGUAACAACAUCAGUUCCUUUGCGUCCCACCUCUGCAAAUGUUGUUUUUCAUGGUUGUGUUUCCGCUCUUUAUCCUCCAUUACAACCUGGAGAAAGAUUCAAAUUAUCCAACUGUACAGAAGUGAUCUGUAAUGGAGACAACGAUAUAGACGUAGUACCAACGGUCUGCCCACCCGUAAAGGAAAUUACCUGUGCAAACAAAUAUCCACCAGUGCUGGUACCAGAUGAAAAUGGAUGCUGUUACCGAUAUGAGUGUCAAUGUGUGUGUAGUGGAUGGGGUGAUCCUCAUUACAUUACUUUUGAUGGAAUCUAUUAUACCUUCCUUGAAAACUGCACUUAUGUCCUGGUGAAACAGAUUGUCCCUAGAUAUGACAACUUCCGUGUUUACAUUGACAACUACUACUGUGAUGCGAAAGAUGGGCUCUCUUGCCCUAAAUCCAUUAUUAUUUUCUACAAAUCUGCAGAAGUGCUCCUGACUCGUGAACUCAUGAAUGGUGUGAUGACCAAUGUGAUGUACUUCAACAAAAAGAUUGUUGAACCUGGCUUCAAAAAAGAUGGCAUUUCUUUCUCCACUCUUGGCAUCAAUAUGAUUGUUGAAAUAGAAGAAAUUGGUGCUGUCAUCACCUUUAGUGGUUUGAUUUUCUCUGUGAAGCUCCCAUACAGCAAAUUUGGCAACAAUACGGAAGGACAAUGUGGAACAUGUACAAACAAUAAAGCAGAUGAAUGCCGCUUACCAAGUGGCAAGAUAAUUUCCUCCUGUCCCCAAAUGGCUCAUCACUGGAUUGUUGAUGACAACAAGUCGUGCCAUGGAAUACCAGUACCACCAACUAUAACAACACCUCCACCAAAGCCGCAGUGUCAAACACCUCUGCUCUGCAAGCUUAUCUUGAGCGAGGUUUUUGCAGAAUGUCAUACAGUGAUACCACCAGAACCAUUUUUCAAAGGUUGUGUUUUUGAUGGAUGUCGCAUAGACGAUGAAUCCAUGCAGUGUUCCAGUUUGGAAAUAUAUGCCACAGAGUGUGCUGCUAGAGGUGUCUGCAUUGACUGGAGAGGAAUGACCAACAAUACAUGUUCAUUCAGCUGUCCAUCAAGCUUGGUAUACAAGCCAUGCGGGCCCAUUAAUCCAGUUACCUGUGACCAAAGCUAUGAGCGUCCUGGCUAUGGAGUAACUGAAGGCUGUUUCUGCCCUGAAGGAAUGACACUCUUGCGUGCAGAGAGCAACAUCUGUGUCUCUGAAUGUGUCUGCAGAGAACCAAAUGGAAUGUCCAGAUGGCCAGGAGAAAAAUGGACAAAAGAUUGCCAGGAAUGUGUCUGUGACAAAAAUACUCUUCAGGUGAAGUGUACAAAACACGAAUGUUCUCUGACACAGCAAGUAUUUUGUGAAGAACCAGGUUACAUGCCUGUUCAGAUACAGAUACCAGAAGAUCCAUGCUGUACUAGGACUGAGUGCUACUGCAACACAAGCCUCUGCCCUGAUAUCACACCCCAGUGCUUAGAGGGACAGGAAAUAAUCACAAUAAUGCCACCUGGAAACUGCUGUCCUAUCUUUGAAUGCAGACAGGGCUGUGUAGUCAACGAAACCUAUUAUGCACCUGGAGCUGCCAUUCCAUCAGGCCCCUGUGAAGAAUGUACCUGCUCUGAAUCCUCUCCCUCAAUCCCUCACCACCCUUGGGUCACAUGCCAGCCCAUUAUCUGUGACACAUUCUGCCCGCUGGUGAGUGCUCCUCUGCUGUCAGAAAUUCCUAGCCCGCUCAGCUCGAGCCACCACCUUCUUAAUGUUGUCUCUCUGUUUCUUUCAAAACAGGGCUAUAAAUACACAGUGGAACCUGGACAGUGCUGUGGCACAUGCAAGGCAGCAGCUUGUGUAGUGACGCUGGGAGACAACAUUACACACGUGCUCCAUGAAGGAGAACAUUGGAAUCCACCUGGUGAUAACUGUACUGUUUACACGUGUGAAAAGCAUGCUGAUCACUUCAUUCAAGUCAUCAAAGAGGCAAGCUGUCCUGCCUUUAACCCUGAUGAGUGUGAUCCAGAUGAUGUCAGGUUAUCUGACGAUGGUUGCUGUUUAGUGUGCCGAAGAAUACCGAAACUUUGUAUGAAGCACAAUAUGACUACUGUCAUCAACUAUAAUGGCUGUGUAUCUCCUGCACCUGUUGAGAUAACAUACUGUGAAGGCAGCUGUGAUGCUUACUCACGAUAUUCUCAAAUGACAAACACGAUGGUGCACAAAUGCUCGUGUUGUCAGGAAAUCAAGACCAGCAAAAGAAAGGUGACUCUGACGUGCAGUGACGGAACCUCCCUCGAGCACUCCUACACCUACGUGGAGAAAUGCAGCUGUGUGGGUGCUGAGUGCAUUACCCAAGACAACACCCAACAGGAGACACAGCAGAUAAAGACCUCUCAGGAGCAAACAAAUAUCAAAAAUUAG
Pseudopodoces humilis (Tibetan ground-tit) is the source of this 8073-nucleotide messenger RNA. The record is from RefSeq and is a predicted model, not a curated record. NCBI's taxonomy places the organism in Eukaryota, Metazoa, Chordata, Aves, Passeriformes, Paridae.